GUCUGUUGCCAAAUCUCUACUCCAACCGGCCAUUACAUGAGAGCACAUCUUUGCCCUUCAAGCCUUAACUCGCCUUCUGCAGCUCCAUCGGUUCACCCACAGCCAAAACCCAGCAAGCGCUGCCGGUGAAAUGGCCAGGGCAUGGCGAUGGCUUAACGCAGUCCGCCGCUCGCUCAUCCGAUCCUCCUCCUGCACGUCGGCCGCCGACCUCGACGCUAUCAAGAACAACACCACCAUCUACAAUCCGAUGAUAGCGGAAGAAGGGGAUCCCGCCUCCGCCACCAGAAUUACUCAUGGCGAUAUCGUGGUGUACAAAGAAGAAGCUCCCUCGAGAGAGAACUCGGCGGCCAUCACAAUCCAAGCACACUUCAGGGGUCAUUUGGCGCGGCGGGCGUUCCGUGCACUGAAGAGCCUGGUGAGGCUGCAGGCGGUGGUGCGGGGGGCGUGCGUGAGGCGGCAGGCGCGAGUUGCCGUCCACUGCAUGCAGGCGCUGGUGCGGUUGCAGGUCCGGGUGCGAGCGAGGCAGCUUCGCGGCAGAUCUGGAGAGGUCGAGCGCCCGUAGCCGAGGGAUCGUUGAUGAGAAUGGAAGAUAGUGAGUGCUCGUCGAUGAUUGAUCUGAGAAAGCCUUUGAGAUCUGUAAUGUGUUAUUUGGACGGUUAGCGUUCUUGCAAUA
Messenger RNA from Musa acuminata AAA Group (dessert banana), 673 nucleotides. RefSeq names its product protein IQ-DOMAIN 20-like. Lineage: Eukaryota; Viridiplantae; Streptophyta; Magnoliopsida; Zingiberales; Musaceae. Bases 131 to 562 code for a protein of 143 amino acids. Gene Ontology annotation, molecular function: protein binding. The transcript is spliced from 2 exons. The record is from RefSeq and is a predicted model, not a curated record.